UGAAAAUUUAAUGGAGAAACGGGAUUUCUUUCAUUCUUUACUAUAGAAAAGUAUUGCUUCAUUCAUUUCGAUAAAUGUUUAUUACAUUCAGCGCAUAUCUAUCUGCGAUAACAGUACACAUCUGUUGCACAUAAAGUGGAUGAAGAAAAAUUAGUGUUAAAACUUAACAGCGAGAUUCAACGAAAACAGUACAGUAACAACAAAUCGUCUGAAUCAGGAUGAGUUCGACAGGUGUGCUGCCGUUUGUGCGAGGAAUUGAUUUCACCUGCAAUGAUUUCAGUGAUGGAAAGUUUCCUAGGAACAUAAGACAUAUGUCCGGGGUGCAGUGGCUCAAGCUAGACCGUACAGGGAUUGAAGAAAUUCCCGAAGAAAUGGGAAAGCUGAUGAAAUUGGAACAUCUUUCGAUGAAGAACAACCAGCUCGAAAAACUGUUCGGCGAGCUUACGGAACUAAACUGUUUGCGAACGCUGAAUAUGCGACGGAACAAUAUUAAAAGUUCCGGUAUUCCGAAUGAGCUUUUUGAUUUGGAGGAGCUGACCACAUUGGAUUUAUCGCACAACAAAUUGAAAGAAGUCCCGGAAGGAUUGGACAAGGCUAAAAGCCUACUGGUAUUAAAUCUUAGCAAUAAUCAAAUUGAGAGCAUUCCACCUUCGCUUUUCAUAAAAUUGACAGAUUUGUUAUUUCUGGAUUUGUCCAAUAACAAACUGGAAACUCUUCCACCACAAACCAGACGCCUUUCAAACCUGCAAACACUGGUUUUGAACGACAACCCACUGGAAUUGUUCCAACUUCGUCAGCUUCCUUCGCUACAAAACUUGAUAUGCCUACAAAUGCGCAACACGCAACGCACUAUAACCAACUUUCCAGCCGCACUAGACAGUCUUUCCAACCUGCAGGAGCUAGAUCUCUCUCAAAACGCACUAUCUAAAAUUCCUGAUGCUUUGUACAACUUGUUCAAUUUAAAACGACUAAAUUUAAAUGACAACGUCAUUCAAGAAAUUUCACCAUCGAUCGAAAAUUUAGCCAAACUGGAGACUUUAAAUCUUUCAAGAAAUAAUCUGACACUUCUUCCGGCUACUUUGUGCAAAUUGCAAAAUCUCCGGCGUCUGUACGUCAACGAUAAUGCAUUAAAUUUUGAGGGGAUUCCGUCUAGCAUUGGAAAGCUGAGCGCACUGGAAGUGUUUUCCGCUUCCAACAACCAAUUGGAAAUGGUACCGGAGGGCUUGUGUCGAUGUGGUUCCUUGAAAAAGUUGAAUCUUAGUUGGAAUAAAUUGAUAACGCUACCAGAAGCAAUACACCUACUGACCGAUAUGGAUCAGCUUGAUUUGAGGAACAAUCCAGAUUUAGUGAUGCCUCCGAAACCGGUGGAAGUUCAGCGCGGCGACGGUCUAGCUUUCUACAAUAUUGAUUUCUCGCUACAGACUCAGUUACGAUUGGCGGGGGCGAAUGUGCCUGCCCAAGCACAGGUGGCGAAUAGUAGCAAGGAUCCAAUUGCCCGGAAGCUACGGUUACGACGAGGUGCACGGAAUGAUUCAGCAGAUCAAGAUUCGGCAAAGAUUCUCAAAGGUAUGCAGGACAUCGCCAAGGAUAAAAAUACCCUUGGGUUUGAAGAUGAGAAAGUGGAAAAUCUGAAACCGAAACGAUGGGACGAAUCGUUGGAGAAACCUCCAGUAGAUUAUUCCGAAAUUUUUGAGGAAGAAGACGGACAAUACGUCGGACUAACGAUUUGGGAAAUUGAAAACUUUUUGCCAAAUAAAAUCGAGGAAGCAGCACAUGGCAAAUUCUACGAGGGCGAUUGUUACAUUGUGCUGAAGACAGUGCAUGACGAUGUUGGGCAGUUAAGUUGGGAGAUUUACUUCUGGAUUGGGACCAAAGCAACAUUGGACAAAAGAGCAUGUGCUGCCAUACAUGCGGUCAAUUUGAGGAACUAUCUGGGAGCACGCUGUCGCACAAUUCGAGAAGAACAAGCCGAUGAGUCCGAUGAGUUCUUGGCACUGUUUGACACAGACGUUACAUACAUCGAGGGUGGUAGAACGUCCACCGGGUUUUACACCAUUGAAAACUUAGUGUAUAUUGUUCGGCUGUACAGAGUUCAUGAUGCCGGUGCCAACAUACAUCUGGAACCGGUCGAAGUUAGUUAUGCAUCUCUGGAUCCCGGCUAUGUGUUUGUACUAGACACCGGUCUUCAGCUUUUCAUGUGGUAUGGUGCAAAAUCUAAAAACACUCUGAAAUCAAAAGCUCGGCUAACGGCAGAAAAAAUUAACAAGAACGAACGGAAAAACAAAGCGGAAAUCUUCCAGGAAUAUCAAGGCAGUGAGGGUGUGGAGUUCUGGAAAGCUCUUGGAUUUCCUAAUGGUCAAGGUCCUGGUGAAAAGCCUACUUCACAUGUCGACGGGGAUUUCCUUCCAAUUCCUCCCCGUUUGUACCAAAUUCAACUUGGCAUGGGCUACCUUGAGCUACCACAAAUAGAACUGCCGAGUAGGACCCUGCACCAUACGAUUCUCAAUAGUAAAAAUGUUUAUAUCUUGGACUGCUACCUGGAUCUGUUUGUGUGGUUUGGUAAAAAAUCUACUCGGCUAGUGCGUGCUGCCGCAAUCAAAUUAUCUCAGGAACUAUUUAACAUGAUUGAUCGCCCCGAGUAUGCGUUGAUAACCCGUGUACAGGAGGGAACCGAAACGCAGGUCUUUAAAUCCAAAUUCACUGGAUGGGAGGAGGUUAUAGCAGUUGAUUUCACUCGUACUGCACAGUCUGUGGCUCGGACCGGCGCCGAUCUUACGGAAUGGGCGAAAAAGCAAGAGACCAAAGCCGACUUGGCGGCUUUGUUCAUGCCUCGGCAACCGUCGAUGACGCUGAUCGAGGCCCAGCAGCUUGCGGACGAUUGGAACUACGAUCUGGAUGUGAUGGAAUCGUUUGUUCUGGAAGGCAAGAAAUUUGUUCGACUUCCCGAUGAGGAAUUGGGUAUUUUCUACACCGGCGAAUGCUACGUAUUCCUUUGCCGGUACUGCCUUCCGGUGGAUGACGACGACGAGGAAGACGAAGACGAGUUGGUAGAAAACACAACUAAAGAAAAGUUGAAAAAAUCAUCUGCGCCACCUGCCGAGGAAAUUCAGUGCGUGGUUUAUUUCUGGCAGGGUCGCGAGGCUGGCAACAUGGGAUGGUUGACAUUUACGUUUACGUUGCAGAAAAAAUUCAAAUCCAUGUUCGGUGAGGAACUGGAAGUGGUCAGAAUUCACCAACAACAGGAAAACCUUAAAUUCAUGUCCCAUUUCAAGGGAAAAUUUGUGAUAAAAAACGGUCGUAGAAAGGAGAGAAUAAAGACACCGGAGGGAAAGCUCCCGGUAGAAUUCUAUCACCUGCGUUCGAACGGAAGCGCUCUCUGCACCAGAUUGAUUCAGGUGAAGACCGAUGCUACGUUGCUGAAUUCCGCUUUCUGCUAUAUUCUGUUUGUGCCAUUCGAAACGGAUGAUGAUUCGGAAACCGGUAUCCUGUACGUUUGGAUCGGUUCCAAAACGUCUACCGAAGAGGCACGGCUGAUUCAGGAGAUUGCCGAAGAUAUGUUCAAUACUCCAUGGGUUAGUUUUCAGAUUCUGCAUGAAGGUGAAGAGCCGGAAAACUUCUUUUGGGUUGCUUUGGGUGGUCGCAAACCGUACGACACGGAUGCCGAAUACAUGGAUUACACUCGAUUGUUCCGUUGUUCGAACGAAAAAGGCUACUUCACGGUAGCGGAAAAAUGUUCCGAUUUCUGCCAGGAUGAUCUAGCCGACGAUGACAUUAUGAUUCUGGAUAAUGGUGAACAGGUCUUUCUUUGGCUCGGUUCCCGUUGCAGCGAAGUGGAAAUCAAGUUAGCUUACAAAUCUGCACAGGUUUACAUUCAACAUAUGCGCAUAAAACAACCGCAACGUCCGAGGAAACUUUUCCUCACCCUGAAAAAUAAAGAAUCAAAACGAUUCACAAAGUGCUUCCAUGGUUGGAGUGCGCACAAACGUCCUCCAGAAUAGUAAGAACGCUGUUCAAAGCGUUAAUGUUCUAGCCGGAGCGGAUAUUACUGCCCAAGCUGGUAGUCGUCCGAUACACAAAAACAGAUUUACUAUUGAUUCGAAGCGUGCAGUUAAUAGUGAUGGUUCAUGUAAAGAUUUGAAGAAAAAACGGAUCUGUACUUAUUUUUCAU
Molecule: messenger RNA, 4168 nt
Organism: Malaya genurostris
Lineage: Eukaryota; Metazoa; Arthropoda; Insecta; Diptera; Culicidae
Gene: fliI
Product: protein flightless-1
Exons: 6
Coding region: 219-3998 (1259 amino acids)
Biological process (GO): barbed-end actin filament capping; actin filament severing; myofibril assembly
Cellular component (GO): cytoplasm; nucleus; actin cytoskeleton
Molecular function (GO): phosphatidylinositol-4,5-bisphosphate binding; actin filament binding
Source: RefSeq, a predicted model, not a curated record